AACAGUAAGUGGUUUGAGCAUGGUGGGGAGUAGGCUCAUUUUCUCUCUAUGUCUUGUGCUAAAUUUAUCAGUUACAGCCUUCAGCUCCCUCGAGUUCAGCAGAUAUGACUUCCCUACUGACUUCAUUUUUGGGGCCGGUACCUCUGCUUACCAGGUUGAGGGAGCAGCAUUCCAAGAUGGGAGGACUCCUAGUACUUGGGACACCUUUGCUCAUGCUGGGCAUGCACAUGGAGCUACUGGGGACAUAGCAUGUGAUGAGUAUCACAAAUACAAGGAGGAUGUUAAACUCAUGGUGGAAACAGGCCUAGAUGCGUAUCGAUUCUCAAUCUCAUGGUCAAGGCUUAUUCCAAAUGGAAGAGGAGCUGUCAAUCCAAAAGGCUUAGAAUAUUACAAUAAUCUCAUCAACGAACUAAUCAAGCACGGAAUUGAACCACAUGUUACUCUAUUCCAUAUUGAUCUGCCGCAGGUGCUUGAAGAUGAAUAUGAGGGAUGGCUUAGUCGAAGGAUUGUGAAAGAUUUCACAGAAUUUGCUGAUGUGUGCUUUAGAGAAUUUGGUGAUAGGGUUUUACAUUGGACUACCCUGAAUGAAGGCAAUAUAUUUGUUUUGGCUGGGUAUGACAUGGGGUUUAUACCACCUCAGCGAUGCUCUCCCCCAUUUGGACUGAUCUUUUGUGCUAAGGGUAACUCCUCAUCAGAGCCAUACAUUGCUGGCCAUCAUCUCUUGUUAGCACAUGCAUCUGUUGCAAGAUUGUACAAGAAAAAGUACCAGGACAAGCAACAUGGAUUCAUAGGGAUCAAUAUCUUUGCUUAUUGGUUUGCUCCUCUAACAAACACCACGGAAGAUAUCAUAGCUACUCAAAGAGCUAAAGAUUUCUAUCUUGGUUGGUUUCUUGACCCCUUAGUGUCUGGAGAUUAUCCUGAAAUAGUGAAGAAGAAUGCAGGUGCUAGAAUUCCAGCCUUCACCAAAAAUGAAUGCAAACAAGUCAAGGGUUCAUUCGACUUCAUAGGAAUAAACCAUUACCUGGUUGUACACAUCAAGGACAACCCUGAGAAGCUGAAGACGGAUCAAAGAAACUUCGCAGCAGAUGUGGGUGUGGACAUGAUAUAUGCUCUAGGCCCGUCAGGUCAGUAUCCUGUUAUGCCCUGGGGUCUGCAAGGAGUGCUGGAAUAUUUCAAGCAAGUUUAUGGCAACCCUCCAAUCUACAUCCAUGAAAAUGGUAAACAGAUGAAAAGGAACACAACAUUGAACGACACAGCAAGGGUGGAAUAUAUACAGGCCUACAUGGGGGGUUUGCUUGAUGCAAUAAGGAAUGGAUCAAAUGCAAGAGGGUACUUCAUAUGGUCAUUCUUGGAUGUACUCGAGGUAACAGGUGGCUAUAAAUCAAGCUUUGGCCUCUACUAUGUAGAUUUGGAUGACCCAGAUUUGAAACGAUAUCCUAAGCUCUCUGCACAUUGGUACUCUGAUUUUUUGAAGGGAAAAAGCAUCACUCCAGAUGAGGCCAAUGACAUUACCAAGAAUAAAAUGGCUCUUUCUAAUGCUCGACCCAUUCAGUAGGUUCUGCUUUGAAUAGUCAUCUAUUGGUGCCUUCCCUUUCAACUGGCAUGUUGACAACUUAUCAACUCAUAUUAUCAGACAAUUUUCUUUCUUAAUAAGUAUAUUCAGUGAUUUCUCA
Molecule: messenger RNA, 1673 nt
Organism: Vitis riparia (riverbank grape)
Lineage: Eukaryota; Viridiplantae; Streptophyta; Magnoliopsida; Vitales; Vitaceae
Product: beta-glucosidase 11-like
Exons: 13
Coding region: 20-1555 (511 amino acids)
Biological process (GO): carbohydrate metabolic process
Molecular function (GO): beta-glucosidase activity
Source: RefSeq, a predicted model, not a curated record